AUGAACCAGGAGCACAGGAACCAUCAUCCCAGCAGCGGACUACCACACGACCACAACCCAUCCCACCAAUCCUCAGAAGAGGACCUGCCACCCUACCCCGACCCAGAAAUAUCCUCCUGCAUCCUCGACGGCAAGCCCGGCGCAAAAAUAGCAUAUACGUAUUACCCGGCGUCGCCAUCCAAGCCGCACCGCCCAAACCCCUUCUCCAAAUCCCUCGUCGUCUUCCUGAACGGCAUGGUCCAGCCCCGAGCCGCGUGGGAACCCUCGGUGCAGAAAUUCCUAGAAAAAAGAAUAACCAACCGCCUCCCCUACCCCGCCCUCCUCACCUACGACCGCUACGGCCAGGGCGACUCCGACCGCGACCCCGACGACCCUGCGCAGGAAGGUCCUUCCCACGGCCACGACGCCAUGAGCGUCGUGCGCAGCCUGCGCCAGUUCACGCUGCAGAUCUGGAAAGAGCACCUCGACAUCUCGAACCCGACGGAAUUCCCGUGUCUCAUCUUCGUGUGCAACAGCAUCGGGUGCGCGCUGGCGCGCCUCUUCGCGCAGACGUAUCCGGGGACGGUGCUGGGCCUUCUCUUCCUCGACAGCGUCAUCGCGAACACGGAUUUCGUGUCCAUCUGGCCGGACCCCGACGCCCCGAGUUUUGAUGAAAACGUGCUCCCGCCGGGCACCCGGCCCAGCGACGUGCGCGCCGCGCGCGAGAACAUGGCAAACAUGUUCCACCCAGACGUGCCCUCCCGCGAGGGGCUCUCGCGGCGCAACCUCGCCAAGCUGCUGCCCCACGCAGACGCCCCGCGCCUGGAAGGGUACCACAGCGAGGGCCCGUACAUGACGGUCGUCGGGCACGACUGGGAGACGUUCGCGGACCAGACGGAGCAGGGCGUCAUGAAGGUUCCGAAACUGCUAACCAUGACGUAUGUGAAUCCGCUGUGGCAGAAGUACAAUGAAGGGUUGACGAAGAUCACGGAUGAGGGGAAGGCGAUUGGGCCGCUGGUCGCCGUGGGGAGUGGGCAUUUUGUGCAGGUUGAUAGUCCGGGGUUUGUGGCGGAUGAGAUGGUGAGUUUGUUGGAUCGGGUGGUGAAUCAGGUUAAGCAGAUCCAUGUGAAGGAGUAUUAG
Paraphaeosphaeria sporulosa is the source of this 1119-nucleotide messenger RNA. RefSeq lists its product as uncharacterized. The coding region runs from base 1 to 1119 and encodes 372 amino acids. Lineage: Eukaryota; Fungi; Ascomycota; Dothideomycetes; Pleosporales; Didymosphaeriaceae. The transcript has a single exon. The record is from RefSeq and is a predicted model, not a curated record.